Cloeon dipterum is the source of this 1586-nucleotide messenger RNA. Its product is annotated as E3 ubiquitin-protein ligase rnf146-like. The coding region runs from base 60 to 578 and encodes 172 amino acids. The transcript has 2 exons. Gene Ontology annotation, biological process: ubiquitin-dependent protein catabolic process; Wnt signaling pathway. The record is from RefSeq and is a predicted model, not a curated record. Lineage: Eukaryota; Metazoa; Arthropoda; Insecta; Ephemeroptera; Baetidae. Gene Ontology annotation, molecular function: zinc ion binding; ubiquitin protein ligase activity; poly-ADP-D-ribose binding. Gene Ontology annotation, cellular component: cytoplasm; nucleus.
UGCAAGAACCCUGGGCCCUAUGGACGAGCAGAGACCCUGAUGGCGCUACCAGCUUCAACAUGGCAAGGUGUCUGACGGACAUUGACGAGGACAUCGUCAAUCUGGAGGACCAGGAAGGGGACGUGAAUGAGGGCACCGAAUGCCCCAUCUGUCUUCUGGCCCUGGAGUUGCCUCUGCGCUUGCCCUGCUGCGGCCAUUUAUUCUGCUUUGAGUGCAGCUGGAGCAGAUUGAAUCGCUGCGCUAUGUGCCGAACUCCAGUGCCACGCGAAUUCUUGGACAAGCCCGAAGAGUUCCUCAGCAGUCCCCUUCCACAGCCAGCCACACAGUUCAGCUGGAUUUUUAAGACCAGCGCCGGCUGGUGGCGUUUCUCGCCGCGCCAGGAGCAGGCGAUAAGGCGGGCGUUGCGUUCAGGCACACCUGAGCUCAAACUCAUCGUCGCGGGCAAGGAGGCUACCUUGGAUUUCAAAUCGCUUUUAAUUAAGCAAAAUCUCAAGGUAGGCGCCAUUACAAUUGCCCGCAAUGGUAGCUUCGACGCUCUUGGGGUCGCUGGGCUCAAACACUGGCCGGCCUCUCCGUGACCGGUGGCUGCCAAGAAAACGAAGGUGAUCUCGCCGCGUGGUGGAUAACACACGUCCCUCGCGCGCCCAUUCCUCGUCAAUAUCGUGUACAUUUUUGUACAUACUAAGUUCCUACUAAUUAGUUUAUCAAUUAGUAAGUAAAGUCAAAAAUGAUAAUUUUAGAUUUUUUUUUUUAAUUUUAAUUUGUAAAAGUGAUUUUCGGCAUUUUUAACUUUUUUUAGCAUAAAUUUUGUACAUAAUUUAAUUUAGAUGUACAUAUCCUGAUUCCUAUAAAUAGGAAAGUGUUAUAAAUAUUUUUUGUCUGGCGGAUUUCUUCAAACACUCAAACCUUUCUUGUCACAAAUCAAUCUCUGCCAAGAUCCCAAAAUGUUUGCUACUGUGUGCCGUUGUGGCAGGUGCAACUAUAGGCACACGGAUCGCGCUUGUUCGCUUGUGUGCUUCAUUGGCACUGUAGAGAGCGUGCGGUCUCUGGGCAUCAUAGCGCCCAAAUUUGGCUAGGUAAUUUCCUAAUAAUUCGUCCGCCUCAAAUGACCCUUAUGACACAGCACAGAAUAUUAUUAUUCCUGCCUGACAUUUCAAUGAUUACCUCCACAAGUUAUCAUUAAAUAUGUGAUGGCACAUUGUUCUGAUGAGAAAUGUCGGAAGAAAAUUUAAAGUGCUUUUGCGGGUCACACAUUUACGGCUGGAUGGGAAUACCUCUUUUUUUCUGACCGCCUUGGAUUUGCUCAUAAAAUGUGUACCUAAAAAUCUUGGCUAACAUGAGACAAACGCCGCAGGUUUCGUGCAAUAGUAGUCUGUAUACCAAGUCGGAAUAUUUUAAAUUUAACCCAUUUACGGAAUGUGUUAGAAAAUGUGAAAGAUAUGUUUCUAUACUUUUGUGGUAUUAUCUUUAAUUGUGUCCCUUUAUUGAGAACACGCUCGUGAAUUCAGCUGUGAAUUCUUAUACUUGUGAAGUAUUUGAAAUGACUGACCUAUUUGAAAAAUAAUAAAAUUUGUUGAUAUGUGCGU